AUGGUUGUCAAUGUUGCCCGGGAAAAAGCAGCGUCACAAACAAGUACAGCCUAUGAUGGUCUUGCGAGCCGCGCUGUUGACGGGAACACCGAUGGCAGUUGGUAUGUGGGGUCCUGUACCUGUACCAUAGAAGAGCCUAAUCCCACCUGGUGGGUGGAUCUGGGCCAUUCGUAUCAGAUAGACAGUGUGGUCAUCGUCAACCGCCAAGACUGUUGUUGGGAACGACUCAACCCCUUCAACAUCCACAUCGGGGAUUCCGCCCAGGUCAGCAUGAACCCUAAAUGCGGUGGUGAUCAUCAAAUCGACGUGAACCGGCCGUUUAUAUCAGUGCCGUGUCAGGCGAUGAGAGGACGGUACGUGGGCGUUCGCCUUCCUGGCCAAUCCCGAGUGCUGACGCUGUGCGAGGUCCAAGUCUAUGCAACUUCCGGUGUCAGCUGCUCCCAGUGGUACGUCCCGUGCGGAGACGGAUUUAGAUGCAUCCUGUCAUGGCGGCGUUGUGACGGACAUCCGGACUGCUCAGACGGUAGUGACGAGCGAGAUUGUGUGUGCCUGUCUAUUCCCGAUGGUUUUCACCUCAACAACAGACUGACAAUGUUACCGAACCAACUGGGACAGGAGACGUUUGAGGCGAUGUUGAAUUCGUCUGUCCAGGAACUGCUCAACACUUCUAACGGCAUGGUAGAGAACUACCAUCCGGAAUUAAGAGACUUCGUAACUUCAGUCAUUUUCCCACAAUGCAAUGUCCAAGAAAGCAUAACGCCUUGCCCUCCGUCUCCAGAUGAAGACAACGCCACAUUAUGCACGGGUUCACAACUGGUGCCAUGCCGCUCAUGGUGUGAGGAAGUGCUCAACAUGGCUGAUGACUGGAUAAAGGACCUGUUUCCCUCAUGUCACUUGUUUCCGCCAACAGAGCACGGCUGUUGGAACCCUAUACCAGCAAAGAAGGAAGGCGAAGUUUGCUACAAUGGCAAUGGAGAAAACUAUCGCGGAAGUAAGAGUAAAACUGCAUCCGGCACAGAUUGUAUGGUGUGGUCAACUGGCAUGUACAACACCGCCGAGUACUCCUGGGCUAACCUGGACAACAAUUACUGCCGCAACCCUGCCGGUCUGGAUCGGCCAUUCUGCUUAACUCAAGACGGCAGCCAGGAGGAAUGUGACGUUAUUCCAUGCAGUAAAGGUCCUCCAUUACACGGCAGCAGAAGUCCAAAGAAGAGGUUCUAUCAAGUGGGUGAAAGAGUCACGUAUACGUGUAACGAGGGUUACACCCUGGCGUCAGGAUUCACCAGGGAUGUAAGGUGCACGGAAGACGGCAAUUGGCUCUAUGACAAGCCCAGUUGUUCAGUUGAUCAUAGACGAAGGCUGCAAGUAGAGGUGCUAGAGUUCUAUGGUGCAGGUUUAGCUCCCGAGAAUAUCACCAUCAUCUUUAACGGAUCUGUAGAGCAGAUUAUUGACUUGGAAGAAAAGAAGGAGCUGCUAAUGGCAUCUGUUGUCAUUGAUUUCAAAUGGCAGGACAGUCGGCUGAAAUGGGACCCAAAAUACUAUGGUGACAUCAAGACGCACAGCGUUCUGGGAAGUAGCAUUUGGACACCGUCAUUCACUGUGAAACGAAAUGCCGAUCCCACCUAUCGAGGCCUACAGCAAGACGUACCUGUUCGAGUCAGCAGUGAUGGGCUGGUAGUCUGGAGUGUAGAAACCCUGACCACCACCGUGUGUGAUGCAGACCCCUUCUUCUUUCCUGCGGACACCAUGGAAUGUCACAUCUGUUUUUCUGCACACACUGCUAUCAAGCAAACUAUUCAAUGCCAAGGCCAAGAGGACGGGUCUGAUGAGUGCCACACGUUUUCUGCUGUGAAAAUCGAAGGCGAAUGGUACCGGAAGGACAAGAUGUUUGCUAAAGACGACAGGGAAGCGUGCUUCGUUCUUCACCUAGAGAGGGCCCCCCUGUUCCACAUCGCCACUACUGUUGGACCCUGCAUCAUCCUGGUGGCACUGAUGGUCAUCACCUUCAUCAUGCCCUUUGACAGGGGCGACCGGAUCUCGUAUGGAGUGACCAUUCUACUGUCCAUGGUCGUGUCCCUCGUAUUUGUGACAGACGUACUUCCUGUUAAGGGGGUACUGCCAUUUUUUGCUACGGUGAUCAUCGUCUGCAUGGGCCUGAUGGGAUUGUUCCUGUUCUUCACUCUGAUCAUCAUCGUCAUCCAUGACCGGGAGGGCAGCCUGUCUCCGGCGGCGAAGAUUAUUUUCCUCCGCUACAUGUCAAAAAUGCUGCUGUUGGGUGAUCUGACAGCAAAUCAGGAAGCAAACGAUGAAGAGCCCGGCGUGACCAACCAAACCGCCAUAGAGGUGACCAACUGCGCCUAUGAAGCCGAUAUCGUGUCGACGGCCGACGAAGAAGUCAUAUAUUUCGGCGGUGACAAUGAGAGGAACGAGCAGCCAUCGACUCCUACUGAGGAUGUCUCCGGAUCAUCUGGCCUUUCAGAGCUGAUCACGGCGGUCAGGGAAGUUGGGGCUCUGACCAAUGCCGUGGUCAGGGAAGUUGGAGAUCAGGCCAAUGCCGUGGUCAGGGAAGUUGGAGAUCAGGCCAAUGCCGAGAUCAGAGAGCUGACCAAGGCCGUGAAGAACGAAGAGAAAGUGUCUGACUACACGCUGCUGGCUAAGGUCCUGGACAGGCUGUGUCUUGUCAUGUACGUCAUCAGCAUCGCGGCAACCGUCCCUAUGACCAUGUACUUGGGCAGGUAA
Molecule: messenger RNA, 2739 nt
Organism: Branchiostoma belcheri (Belcher's lancelet)
Lineage: Eukaryota; Metazoa; Chordata; Leptocardii; Amphioxiformes; Branchiostomatidae
Exons: 15
Coding region: 1-2739 (912 amino acids)
Biological process (GO): monoatomic ion transport
Cellular component (GO): membrane
Molecular function (GO): extracellular ligand-gated monoatomic ion channel activity; protein binding
Source: RefSeq, a predicted model, not a curated record